This is a messenger RNA of Beauveria bassiana ARSEF 2860, 1101 nucleotides long. RefSeq lists its product as uncharacterized. The coding region runs from base 1 to 1101 and encodes 366 amino acids. The transcript has a single exon. NCBI's taxonomy places the organism in Eukaryota, Fungi, Ascomycota, Sordariomycetes, Hypocreales, Cordycipitaceae. The record is from RefSeq and is a predicted model, not a curated record.
AUGGAUGCAGAACCAUGGGGACCAAAAAGCGUCGAUGUUGCCGAGGUUGGAUUAUCUUUGAUAUGCCCCUUUGACUUGUCCGAGGUCGACCAGCCUCCAAAGACGCUCCAAGAGCUUCGAGGGCAUCUCGGGAUCGAAACUUACUCCAUCAAAAUUUGUGGCAGGGAGCAGGGCAAACGAGAACACUUCAUCGAACAAAAGAGCAAGAUGGUGCAGCCAAAAGAUCUCGAAAACACGUUGGUUGAAAUCAUGGUGUCAUUUCGGGAGAAGCUUGCCACUAUCGCCAAAGCCAAGGGCUCUUUGACAGAGCCGCCACUGGUACUGAUCGGGUUUGAUCUUGCUUUUGAGCUUCGCUCGUUGUCUGCUUCGUACCCCAAGAUCGCGGAUUGCUUCACAUCCUGGGUCGAUCUGCAAGAACUGGUCAAAGAAGCAGCUCAGCUGGACAAGUCUCCGAGUUUGCGCGAUUCACUGACGGCCCUUGGCUUUGGAAUUGUCAGUACAGACGUUGGCUCACUGUGGAAGAAACACAGCGCAGGCAAGGAUACCGUGCGCAUUGCCGCAGUACUUGCGAGUCUAUCAUUGCGAGGGGCUGAGCAAGAGGUGCUGCCGAUUACCUUUACAUGGCAUCGAAAAUGGUCCCCUGCUAAGCAGUAUAUGAAGUACAGGGGUACUGGGAAGCUGUUCAAAAAUGGACCACCCAAGCCAGCCGAAUUGUUUCCCUUUACCGCCAAACUCAGCUUGUGCGAAGGUCCAUCGCUGUCUGGCAAAGUGGAAGCAAGCGACAUUAUGAAACUAUUUGCACAACACAACCCGACGGCUGUUGGAAGUUGCUGCCGUGACGGCUCCAUGACCGCCUUUGUGAGUAUGCCGAGCUUUGAUGCGCUGGAGCAGUUUGUGGCCAGUAUGGAUGGUGCGCUGUGCGAGGCGUAUGAAGGAACCUGGAACGUCGUGUCUAUUUUUGACCCUACCGUGACGCCAGCGCGAACGGCAGAAGAGCUGGAAGAACUCUACAAGGAGAAGCUACAAGCAACAAUAGUCGCCAAAAGAGAGCAGAGACUGAAAAAGAGGCUGGAGCAAGGGCGUGAGGAUGCACGGUUGUAA